GUGAAAGCCGGCGUACGGCCAUCGUCGUUUCCGUCGUCCUCGUCGCCUCGCUCGACUUACUCAUCAGUUCUGUCUCUCACCACCCUCGCGCGCGCCGACCAGCUCGUGCUGUACAUUCUCGAGCCAUGUUGCGGCUGGUCUCGGCGUCGAAGCCCGCUUCUGCGAGCAUCCUAGCCAAAGUUGCUCCCUCUACGCUUACAGGAAGGAGGACAUUUGCGUCUACGUCGGCGCGCCAGGGCGAUAUUACCUUGACGGUGGAUGGAAAGGAGGUUACCGUCCCACAAGGUUCGGCUUUGAUCCAAGCUUGCGAGGCUGCUGGCGCCACAAUACCACGGUUCUGCUAUCAUGACAGGCUAGCUAUCGCGGGUAACUGUCGUAUGUGUUUGGUGGAGGUCGAGCGGUCACCAAAACCGGUUGCAUCCUGCGCGAUGCCCGCCAUGCCGGGCUCGAAAGUCUGGACAAAUUCACCCCUCGUCCAUGAAGCCCGCGAGGGUGUCAUGGAAUUCCUGCUUGCCAACCAUCCCCUUGAUUGCCCUAUCUGUGAUCAGGGUGGUGAGUGCGAUCUUCAGGACCAGUCGAUGCGAUACGGUGCGGACCGUACGCGGUUCCAUGAAAUCACUGGCAAGCGCGCUGUGGAGGACAAGGACCUUGGUCCGCUCGUGAAGACGUCGAUGAACCGUUGCAUCCAGUGCACGCGGUGCGUCCGGUUCGCGAAUGAAGUCGCCGGUGUGGAGGAACUCGGUACAACUGGGCGUGGCAAUGACAUGCAGAUCGGUAUGUAUGUGGAGAAGACGAUGGACUCAGAGAUGUCUGGGAACGUGGUCGACCUGUGCCCCGUCGGCGCGCUGACGAGCAAGCCGUAUGCGUUCCACGCGCGCCCCUGGGAGCUCAAGCACACGGAGUCGGUAGACGUCAUGGACGCAGUGGGGUCGAACAUCCGGGUCGACUCUCGCGGGCUCUCGGUGAUGCGGGUCCAGCCCCGGCCGAACGACGACGUGAACGAAGAGUGGAUCAGCGACAAGACACGCUACGCGUACGACGGUCUCCGGUUCCAGCGCCUCACGACGCCGCUCGUCAAGCAGGGCGACCGCUUCGUCUCGGCGACGUGGGAGGAUGCAUUGGCUGCUGUCGCUGAGGGCCUCCGGGCGUCUGGCGCGCAGGGCGACGAGAUCCAGGCCGUUGCGGGCCACUUGGCGGAUACGGAGUCGAUGGUCGCGCUCAAGGACCUCAUCAACCGCCUCGGCUCGGACAAUGUGACGCUUGACAGCGUCGGUGGGCACGCUGCCCCGGUGCACGCCGUCGAUGUGCGCUCGAACUACUUGUUCAACGCGACGCUCCCGGGCGUCGAGCAGGCGGACUGCAUCUUACUCGUGGGCAGCAACCCUCGACACGAGGCGGCGGUGCUCAACUCGCGCAUCCGCAAGAGCUGGUUGCACACGACGCUGGAAGUGGGCCUGAUUGGCGAACGCGUGGACACGGCGUACGGAUACGAGCACCUGGGCACGGACGCGAAGGCGGUGGCGGACUUUGUUGCGGGCAAGAGCGAGUUCGCCAAGAAGUUCAAGAACGCGAAGAAGCCGCUGAUCGUCGUCGGGAGUGCGAUCACGGAACACCCGGAUGGUGCUGCGGUUUUCAACGCCCUGGCGAAGUACGUGGAGCAGAACAAGAGCCAGCUGGUCACGCCUGAGUGGAAUGGAUUCGCAGUCUUGCAGAGGGUCGCAUCUCGUCCCGCAGCGUACGAGAUGGGCUUCCCCAAGUUCAUCUACCUGCUCAACGCCGAUGAGGUCGACCCCAAGUCGAUUCCCCGUGAUGCCUUUGUUGUCUACCAGGGCCACCACGGUGACCUGGGUGCUCAGCUUGCGGACGUCUGCUUGCCCGGCGCUGCCUACACUGAGAAGGGCAUGACGUGGGUGAACACUGAAGGUCGUGCGCAGAUGGGCCGCGCGGCUGUUCCUCCCCCGGGUGCGUCGCGCGAGGACUGGAAGAUUAUUCGAGCGCUCUCUGAGGUCGUGGACGCUCCUCUGCCAUAUGACGACGUGUUGAGCCUGAGGGAUCGCAUGUGGGAGAUCUCACCGACUCUGGUCCGAUACGACACCCUUGAACCUACCUCUGUCGAUGUUGCCCUUGCUGGCCUGAAGACCCUUGCUUCUGGUACUGCGAACGCGAAGGUGGCGGGCGCACCCUUCGUCAAGCCGAUCAGCAACUUCUACCAGACGGACCCUAUCUCCCGAGCAUCCGUAACCAUGGCGCAUUGUACCCGUGCAUUCGUGAAGGGCGAAAACUACGGCUUCAGUGAACUGUCGAGUAAAUCGGAAGCGGCUUAUGCGUAGAUGUUGUGUAAUGAAGGGAUUCUCAAAUUGAUUUCACGCCUUCGAGAUAUCCAUCC
Fomitopsis serialis is the source of this 2386-nucleotide messenger RNA. RefSeq names its product Ndufs1, NADH-ubiquinone oxidoreductase 75kD subunit (775). The coding region runs from base 126 to 2330 and encodes 734 amino acids. Lineage: Eukaryota; Fungi; Basidiomycota; Agaricomycetes; Polyporales; Fomitopsidaceae. Gene Ontology annotation, molecular function: iron-sulfur cluster binding; NADH dehydrogenase (ubiquinone) activity. Gene Ontology annotation, biological process: ATP synthesis coupled electron transport. Gene Ontology annotation, cellular component: membrane. The record is from RefSeq and is a predicted model, not a curated record. The transcript has 9 exons.